AUGGAUACACAUUUAACGAAUAUCGAGUCAUAUCUUGCAACUAUGCAAGCUCCAAUCCAGAUGCUCAAUGCACGAAACCAAACGGCCGAAGAUUAUGAGCGUGAAUCUUGGUUAAAGUUGAAUGAACUAGAAGACAUAGAGAAAUUUACAGAUUUUUGGUGGGCAUCAUCAGAAAUUUUGAGAGAUCCGUCUGAACAAAAAAGGUUUGUGUUACUCAAAAAUAAUGAAGAAAGAAUUCGUUUUCUAGAAGGGUUGACAGGUUACGAUCGGUCUGGUACAUUUCGUGGUAGUCCAUGGAAACGUCAACUCAGUGGUUCGAGUGGACCAAGUAGUAGAGGAUCCGUUGGUAGCGGAUCAGGUUCUCCAGGCGUAGGAGGAUUUGCCCAAUUUGGUGGUGCUGGCUUUACAAACAUUGGAGGGACUUCAAAUCUGGGUGGUGCUGGCUUUACAAACAUUGGAGGGACUUCGAAUCUGGGUGGCGCUGGUUUUUCAAAUACUAUGGGUGGUGCUGGUUUUUCACAUUUUGGUGGUUCUGGCUCGCCAAACCAAUUCAGAUCAAGACACGGAUUUCAAGUUCCAAACUCUAACCCAGAAGUUAAUGUAUCUCCAAAUCCUAGGGUUGUCUCUGGUGAAGGUUUGGCGUUUAGACCUGCGUCUGCAGCCGAGUUACUCGAACGUUUUAAUUUGUCCGACUUUAAUCGCUCAGUUGGAAACAAUGAUAAUGAUGGCGAAAUCUAA
This is a messenger RNA of Arabis nemorensis, 738 nucleotides long. The record is from the annotation of a GenBank genome assembly. NCBI's taxonomy places the organism in Eukaryota, Viridiplantae, Streptophyta, Magnoliopsida, Brassicales, Brassicaceae.